UUUGGUGCGGAGUUUUGCGGAGAGGAAGGAGGAGUUGUCGCCGGGGGAGAUUUUUGUGUAGUUGGUUACGGAUUUUUUUGGUUUGGUUUUCUUUUUGAUUGGAGAUAGUGUAAGAGAAGAGCAAUUGUGUAUGGGAUGGGGCAGAUCUUGCGUUUUAUGAAGAAAACAAAGAUUGUGUGCAAUUGUCUGCUCUGAGAAAUCAGUGAAUUGGAAAGGGAGUGUGAGAAAUUGGAGUUUGACUGGUCGAGCAAGCAACAGUGGGUGGGUUUCGAUUUGUCGUUUUAGAUGGUCGGAGGUGCUUACAAUUCUUUGAUUCUGUGUUGGGUAUGCUCUGAAUUCAGAGAAAUGAAGCUUCGGCAAUGUUGAGAUUUCGUGGAAUUACGGUUUUGAGUUACGGAUUUCUGUUCGAGUCCUUGGUGCGCAUCUGAGGGGUUUUACUGAGAAGAUUCUGAGACUUUUUAUCUGAUUCGCUGUAGGCUGUAGCCAAGUGUCACACACAGAUUCCAAAUUUGAUCAUAUUAUUCUUUGUAAGAGUUUUUAUGCGCUGAAAAUCUGCGAAUUAGCUCUGUGGAUUGAAAUGAUUACGUUUAUGGAUGCAAAAGAGAAAGCCAAGGAGGUGGACAAGUGCUUGGAUCCUCAGCUAUGGCAUGCUUGCGCGGGUGGAAUGGUGCAAAUGCCUUCGGUGAACGCCAAGGUCUUCUACUUCCUUCAGGGACACGCCGAGCAUGCGUGCGGACCUGUCGAUUUCCGGAGCUGCCCGAGGGUUUCGCCGUACAUACUCUGCAGAGUUUGUGCCGUCAAAUACAUGGCUGAUCCUGAGACCGACGAGGUGUUCGCCAAGAUUAGGCUGCUUCCGGUGAACGCCAAUGAACUGGACUACGAAGACGAUGGAGUUGGAGGGAUUAAUGGGUCUGAACCGCAAGAGAAACCGGCUUCGUUUGCGAAGACGCUGACCCAAUCGGACGCCAACAAUGGCGGGGGUUUCUCCGUUCCGAGGUACUGUGCGGAGACGAUUUUUCCGAGGUUGGAUUACUCGGCGGAUCCACCCGUGCAGACUAUUUUGGCUAAAGAUGUUCAUGGCGAGACGUGGAAGUUUAGGCACAUUUACAGGGGCACACCUCGGCGGCAUCUUUUGACAACGGGGUGGAGUACUUUCGUGAAUCACAAGAAGCUAGUGGCCGGGGAUUCGAUUGUGUUCUUGAGGGCGGAGAACGGGGAUCUCUGCGUCGGGAUUCGGCGGGCCAAGAGGGGAAUUGGCGGCGGACCGGAGAUGGCGUCAGGGUGGAAUCCGGCGGGCGGGAAUUGUGCCGUGCCGUAUGGAGGGUUUUCGGCUUUCUUGAGGGACGAUGAGAGCAAACUACUGAGGAAUUCUAAUACUAAUGGGAACGGUUCGAGCUCCAAUGGAAGUCUGAUGGGUAGGGGGAAAGUGAGGGCUGAAUCUGUUCUCGAAGCUGCGACGCUUGCUGCUGCUGGGAAGCCAUUUGAGGUUGUUUACUAUCCUCGGGCGAGUACGCCGGAGUUCUGCGUGAAGGCUUCCAUGGUGAAAGCAGCAUUACAGAUCCGGUGGUGCUCGGGAAUGAGAUUCAAGAUGGCUUUUGAAACUGAGGAUUCUUCGCGUAUCAGUUGGUUCAUGGGAACCAUUUCUUCUGUUCAGGUUGCUGAUCCCCUCCGCUGGCCUGAUUCACCUUGGAGGCUUCUCCAGGUUUCAUGGGAUGAGCCAGAUUUGCUUCAAAAUGUGAAACGUGUGAGCCCAUGGCUGGUGGAAUUGGUAUCAAACAUGCCCGCCAUCCAUCUACCCUUCUCACCACCGCGGAAGAAGUUGAGAAUGCCACAACACCCAGAUUUCCCCUUUGAUGGCCAACUUCCAAUGCCGACAUUUUCCGGCAACCUCCUUGGGGCCAACACCCCUUUUGGUUGUCUACCCAACAAUACUCCUGCUGGCAUGCAGGGAGCCAGGCAUGCUCAUUAUGGUCUAUCCUUAUCAGAUCUCCACCUCAAUAAGCUGCAGUCAAGUCUGUUUCCGGCUGGUUUCCCACCACCACUCGAUCAUGCUGCUACACCCACUAGAGCCCCAAAUAACCCAAUCUUUCAAAAACCUAGCAUGAGCGAGAAUGUUUCUUGCCUGCUAACCAUGUCGCGUUCUACACAGACUUCAAAGAAACCUGAUGAUGUCAAAACACCACAGUUUGUUCUUUUUGGUCAAACAAUACUUACAGAGCAGCAGAUCUCUUUAAGCUGCUCUGCCGACACAGUCUCACCAGUUGGUACUGGAAAUAGCUCAUCAGAUGGGAAUGGCGAUAAAAUGACAAAUUUCUCUGAUGGUUCUGGUUCUGCACUUCAUCAACAAGGCAUUCCUGAGCGCUCUUCAUGUGAAGGAUUCCAAUGGUACAAGGAUCAUCGCCAAGAAAUGGAGCCAAAUUUGGACACUGGUCUUUGUAAAGUCUUCAUGGAAUCAGAGGAUGUGGGUCGGAGUCUUGACCUUUCAUUACUUGGGUCUUAUGAGGACUUGUACAGAAAACUGGCCGACAUGUUUGGCAUAGAAAACUCUGAGACAUUAAGCCAUGUUCUUUACCGGGAUGUUAAAGGGUCUUUCAAACACGUAGGAGAUGAACCAUUCAGUGACUUCAUGAAAGCAGCGAGGAGGUUGACGAUUUUGAUGGAUUCAAGCAGCGACAAUCUAGGAAUGUAGAGAACGAGCAAUAAAACCUUCAUUUCAAUUGUACAGCUGGUUGAUCAAAUCCUUUCUUCUCGUGCUGACCUCUUACCAGUUACCACCCUCUUGAAAUUGUGGGAGGAACCAUCCUCAUCCAUGUUUUUUUGGACUUUCAAGCUUUGGUGGUUCCAGAUUCAUGUUUUUCUUCCAUUUUUCGAAGAAGUCUUUGGAUUUCAAGACUUUCUUUCAGUGCCAUAGCUUGCUAAUUCGGAAUUUUUGUUGAUAUUGUUUCUCUUUCUUUUUCUCUUUUUGGCACACAAAUCCUACAGUCACCAGCGGUCUGUAGGAGAUUUGUUCAUGUAUAAUCUUUUGAGAAUUUGCCCAAGAAAAUGCGUUUUGAGAAUGGAUUAGUUCAUAAUGAGCCUCAA
Molecule: messenger RNA, 3081 nt
Organism: Corylus avellana
Lineage: Eukaryota; Viridiplantae; Streptophyta; Magnoliopsida; Fagales; Betulaceae
Product: auxin response factor 18
Biological process (GO): regulation of DNA-templated transcription; response to hormone
Cellular component (GO): nucleus
Molecular function (GO): DNA binding
Source: RefSeq, a predicted model, not a curated record